AUGUCUCGGUUGGUAACUGCAAGACGCUGUCAUCUUGAGCCAGCAUGCAGGACGGAAAUGUUUAUUAGUACUGCUUCCAACCAACGUAUUAUUUGUUUAUUUAUUUAUUUAUUUUUAGUGGUCAAGAAUCUACCCAAGGACAACAGCGAACGCGUAACACAAAAGGUAACUUUUUUGCUCUUUUCCCUCUCGCUCAUUUUGUCAAAUGAUGGCGAUUUUUUUCUGGAGUUGAAUUCUAAUAUAAAAGGCUGUAUAGUAGUCGCGCAACAACGGCAAGGAAAUGUACAGAGAAGUGUGAUCACACCUGCAGUUGUUGCUUUAACAAUCAGGAACAACUUACAUGGCCCCCGCCCGGGGGGGGGGGGGAAAUGGGGUUAAUUUUUUCUAAGUAGGUGUCGCUGGCCUCUCAGAGCCCCCCACCCCAUUAUAGUCUAUUCUGUGGCCAAUUAUACACCCCAUCUUAGUCAAUAUUGGGCAAAUAUGUAGUUUUCACGAUCCCAACUUUAAAUAGGUCAUUCCAAAGAGAAUUGACCCAUUUUUCACUGAAUGAAGAACACUUUACUUUUCACCUACCGUUCAAACAUCCUGGUACGUUUGCUAACCUUAAAAAUAUCAAGACCUUUUUUACCCCAAAAAUCAGAAAAUGUGCGACCCAUUGUAGUAACUCUAGUUGAAAAUGCGACACCAUUAUAAUCAAUCCAGUCGUGAAAAUGCGACCCCAUCCAACGGCACAUCCCAAUUAGCCACUGAAAAGGAAGUACCCCCGGGGCAUGGCACCCAUUUUGUUUGGCUGCGGGCCCUGUCUCCUGUAAACUUAAGAAAUGAAAUUAUACUCUAAGCUACUGUAUAAAGCCAGCCUGCACUUUCAUAAAUAAGCGAUCGAAUUACAAGGACGUCGAUGUCCUAUCGAAGAAUAAACUUAUCUUUUCAGCUCGAAGGAAUCACGAUUUCCCGUUUACAACUAAGCAGGAAACUGAUUUUGAGUCGAUUAUUUGCCCGAAUUUGCGGGCAACACUUUAACCCUUAAGCCAUAAGAGUGAUCACGAGAAUAACGGACAUGAUCACACAAGAAGAAUUUGCUUGAUAUUUUAUCAACUUCUCUCCACUACUUCUAUAGUAAAUGAAUAGAGGCGACAAAUGAGAAUUUUAAUUUUGAUGUUAGGGUUUAACGGGUUGAACAGAAGAGGCAGGUGAUAAACGGAGGGCUUUUUCUGGCCGUUAAUUGUUGAGACUGCCGAUCUGUAUGUGACUGGUAUUGAUUAACAUGCAAAAAUUAAUUGGAAAAAAAUAUAAACUUCUGUCGGUGCACCUACAGCGAGUAAAUAGGGGUGAAUCUUUUCUUUGACUAAACAAGUGAUUAACCACAGAUUAAUUUUGCGGUGCAAAAAGAAAAACAUGCAUAUCCAAAAGCACAGAAAUAAGCUUUAUCCGCUGCUUAUGAUAAUGCAAUCAAGACCUUUUGUCCCAUAAAGCCAAGACCUGUAUCAGUUAUUUUCAAACCGAUAUCGUUCAUUAAUCCUACGGGCUGAAGUUGUGGCCUUGAAUUGUGAAGUUUAAACAGCGUGUGGGAUUUGCACAAAUUUAACCAAUAACCAAGCUUGUUUUUAAUGGAAACACAUAUAGUCUUCCUCAAUUGUUGUCUUAAUGUAUCCUUUUAAGUGAUGUUAUCAACGUGAUUGGCAUACAAAUCAACGAAGUAUCGUGUCUGUUUUUCUUCGAACACAACUUAAAUUUAAUAUUCUCAGUCGGCUAUACUUUCCUAGCUGGUUCCUAGUAAAAGGUUGUCUUGAUGUCAGCUUAUGGACUUUUAGAGAUGAUGAAAGCAGGCGGUAGGAGCCCGGGGGGGGGGACUCCCAUAUGAAGCAGACGGGGAUGCUCGUCGUCUCGCUUAGGGGUGUAAAUUUUGGAUUUUGGUCUCGCCUAGUGUGUUCCGGGCAAAGCGCCAAUAUUUUAAGCCACCAAGGUCUCGUUUAGGGUUCCGCGAAGAACUUGAGAUUUAUGACAAUGCUUUUAAAAACUACUUUUAGAUAAAAGCAUUCAAUGAUUAUGUCUUUAUAUUAUUAAAACUCAUUGCAUGUCAUAUUUGUGUGUUUUUAAGCGGUCUCUCUUAGGGGUCAAAAUUUGCUUAAGCCACGCCCAGAUUGGUCUCCUUUAGGGGUCACAAAAAGCUUGAGCCACGCCCUGAUGGUCUCCUUUAGGGGUUAAAUUGAAAAUUUCCGACGAGCAUCCCCGUCUGUUUCAUAUGGAAGUCCUCCCCCCCCCCCCCCGGGGGUAGAAGAUAUCUUUAACUGGAAUUUAGUGGUCUUGACAAUUAAGUACAAGGUUAGGUUAUUAAGUUUGUGAUUCAUCUUUAGAUUACUGAAGGCCAUCAUUGCAAGAAUACUUAUUUUAGCAAAGACUUACUGUCAUUUCGAGUUUCAUCCUCAACGAAUAUCUACUUAUUUAGCCAUAAAAGCUCAUAAAGUUUAAUUUUUUUUUAUUUGACAUGGUUUCACUCGAACGCCAAAAAAUAUAAAUUAGUAAUUGAAAACAGUUUUAAGCAAGAAUUAAAUUCAAUCAAUGAUUAUUCACAUUGAUCAGGGAUAAAACACCUUUUUACCUUCGGAACUGAUUAACUUUCGAUAUUUUACAUUAGUUACAGUAAUCUUGUUACCUCUGCGUCCUGCGUCCGUGAUGGAUAAGAAUCCCCUAAAACGCACAAAAUUUCAUGCCAAUUUGCGCCCCUUUAAAAGAUCGAUCGAUCAAUCGAUCUGAAGAUGUUUUUUGUAGUAAGAAUAUAUUGUUCGCGUGAUUUGUGUGGCUGUUGUUUAACGACGCACAUUUCUUUAGUCUUCGUUGUGCUUUACAAAAGAAUGUCUUUUAUCAGUAAAUAAAGACCUAAGCAUUUUCAAUUUAGGACUUAUUGAUUUUUGAACUGGGACUGAAUGGUUCUGGAGUGGGACAUAUGAUAUGUUCACAAGAUGAGUCCCAGGACUCACCAUAACUAUUUGUAACAAAAUCACUGAAGUUAUAAAGUAAGCUACGGUCGAUGACAGCUACAAAAAUAACCAGAAAAGAAUCUGGAUGAAGUAAAAUUUCAUUGUAAUAACUAACAUUAAAGGAAUAAGUUCCCAAAUUAACAUGUUUUGUAGGCUGUCUUUAGAUAAGGCACUCUAGAAAUCUCAAUUUAAUUUGAGAAAUGCUUUUAUGGAAAUCAAGAAAAGCCAAACUAAGAAACUAUAGAUUCUCUGGAGAAUUUAAUUAAAUAUGUUUUUGUACAGCGUUAUUUCCCUUUUGUUUUACCUAGAGCGGGUAAAUAACUCGUAAAAUAAAUGUCAUAUUAGACCAGCGGGCGAAAUGUCCUGUAGAGGAAACAUUGAGCAAAUGUGUUCCAUCCUUUCUCUACUACUAAUGAGCAAAAUCUCUUGUUAUUGUCACGUAGCAGCGUUAGAUUCGGUAUGAAGCUCGACGUCUUAAACAGGCCUUAAUUUCCGGGAGACAAUACGAAUCAACAUCAGAUUAGAAAAAAUAAUAAUAACAAUGAUUACAACUACAAUUUUGUGGGAUAUUAGUUCACAAGCAUGCGCAGCAGUUGGUAGCUUAUCACGAGUAUAUGCAGCCGUGUACCCAGUGACAGGUUCCUCGAAAAAUGGUUAACUUUAACCCAGGAUUAAGCCAAAUUUUAAGCACGGUUUUCCUGUCCUAGAGCAUGCAACUCGAGCUUAAAAACUAAUACUGUUGAGCCUUCUCUUCGAAUGCAGUAAUGAUAACACUAAACGUUACUCUACACAUUAUUACGAAUUAUACAAAACGGAACAAAAUUUUAAUCCUGGAUUAGCGAUAAUCGGCCUUUCAAGAACUGGGCCCUGCAGGGCUUUUACCAUUUUCUAAGCGAAAAACCCGAGAAGGACGCGUUUGUAGACUUACUAUAUCUGCGCAUGGGUUAAGGCGCGCCUGUGUGCCUCAAAGUUCUUACUUUUUCUCGCAAAUGUCUUGGAAUCAACACACUUUAACAAAAAUAAAUCCUGAAAGCUCAUUAAACUGACUUGCAUUAAAAUGGAAAACAGCUCAUAGUUUUGCUGCUUUUGGUACGGCUUUACGCGUUUCUUUUAUUAUUACUAUUAUUAUUAUUAAUGUUAUUAUUAUUAUUAUUAUCAUUAUUAUUAUUUUUAUUAUUAUUAUUAUUAUUAUUAUUAUUAUUAUUAUUUAAAUUAUUAUUAUUUUUUUUUUUGUGCAGACUGAUCCGAAUCCAAAAAUCUUGCAUCCUAAGUUGUCAUAAAGCACUAAGUACAGUAUGACAGCCAGCUAUGUAGCUAUUAAUUAAUUGUAAAGUACUAAUCAUUUCUGCAAUUUAUCUGUCCUCGAAUAGCCUACAUCUGUAAAUGACUAUUAAUGGCAUGGUACCCUCGGCAUCAUAAUAAUGACAUACACUUAGCAAACAAAUGCCCCUGCUCGAGGUAUUCGGAAUUUUCGCUGGUUAUUAAAAAUUGACUAUUUAUUGUCCAAACGAAAUUCACGGCAUUAGAAGAGGGUCUAAAUAUAUAUAUUUUUUUCUUUUUUUUUUUUUUAGCCUAGCAGGUUCUUUAUCAGCAGCUUCUUUUCAGCAGCUUUUUUGCGGUACAAGUGCCUUGG
Molecule: messenger RNA, 4611 nt
Organism: Porites evermanni
Lineage: Eukaryota; Metazoa; Cnidaria; Anthozoa; Scleractinia; Poritidae
Source: the annotation of a GenBank genome assembly